Messenger RNA from Lolium perenne, 589 nucleotides. Lineage: Eukaryota; Viridiplantae; Streptophyta; Magnoliopsida; Poales; Poaceae. The record is from RefSeq and is a predicted model, not a curated record.
UCGCUGGCCACAUAUUCCCCUGCAUUGGAGAGCUCAGUUUCCUAACCAGACUCCACAUGCCCAACAACCAGCUCAAUGGCCACAUCACCCAAGACAUCGGGCGGUUGACCCGACUUAGAUAUCUAAACCUUAGCAUGAACUCCUUUGAUGGUAUGAUUCCAGACACCAUAUCUUCUUGUACCCGUCUCGAGGUCUUCAGCUUGGAGAGAAACUCCCUUGAAGAGUACGGCACAGGAAGCAAAAUCUCAACAGCGGGGGAUGUCUAUAGCUAUGGAAUUAUUCUUCUACAGAUGAUGACGGGGAAGCAACCAACAGAUGAUAUGUUCAAGGAUGGUACGAACCUUCACGGAUUUGUGGAAGAAGCACUGCAACAAAAUUUUGGUGACAUUUUAGAACCCAGUCUGACCAAAUAUGAUGAAGGUGGGGAAAGUCUCACAACAGUAAAAAUAACAUGGUUGGUCAAACAGCUGGCUAAACUUGGCCUAAAGUGCUCUGAGACAUCACCGAAGGAUCGGCCAACAAUUAAGGACGUUCAUGAUGAAAUCAUAAGCAUUGAAGAAAUGUUUUCAUCAUUGCACCACUGAGAAAA